This is a messenger RNA of Besnoitia besnoiti, 819 nucleotides long. RefSeq lists its product as uncharacterized. The coding region runs from base 1 to 819 and encodes 272 amino acids. Lineage: Eukaryota; Apicomplexa; Conoidasida; Eucoccidiorida; Sarcocystidae. The transcript has a single exon. The record is from RefSeq and is a predicted model, not a curated record.
AUGGUGUCGGUGUGGUAUGGACCAGUUUUGUUCUUGGCUGUUGCCGUCCGCAUCGGCGACGGCCAUUUUGCAGAAUGUUUCAGGGCAGCGAACCAGCAAGAGCGGCGGCUCCUGGGUCCGGUGACGUUUUCUGAAGAAGCAUUGGCACCGGCGCACCGAGAAGAGGGACGUCUCCAGCAACACUUAUCCUUUGCUGAAGGCCUUGGAGACGAGCACGUCAAAGAGGAAGAGGGCAGUCGUCCGCGCCUCACAAAUAGACUGAUUCAGUCUUUCAGGCGCGCGCAGCCACCCGGGACGCGUAGCGCAUCAAGCUCAUCUGGACGGUCUUCUCUGCGCCAAGGCCGACGCGGGGCGGCGUCCUGGACCCGCCGUUUCAGUGAAUCAACAGGAGAGGAGGGCGAUCUCCUGUCACCCGCAGUCGACCCGAACAACCCUGUCAUUGUGGCGGCGGCCCUUGCCCUGAAGCAGAAAAUUGUUAUGGGCGCGGCGAAUAUGACCAGCUGGGUAGAAGCGGUUGUGAAACUUCGAGAUAGGACAGAGAGGAAAUCCGCUGCCGCCGCUGCGGAGUCGGACUUGCACCCGGCCGAGCGAAAUGAGAUUUCAAGGGAGGCGGCGUACACGGCCAAUUUCAUCGCGUGGGCGCGACAGGCAGUAUUAAAUAUGAUUAGCGACCUGAACGUGGACAUUUGGAAAGCGAGCGACAUGGUGGAGCGCCGGCGUGUUGACCCAGAUCUUUGUGGCAAUUUAGCGGAGAGCAUCGAGUUUGCUAGACGCGCAAUUCGGACCGUCCAAGUGCAGCUAAACUUACCGAACGCGUGA